Salvia hispanica is the source of this 3501-nucleotide messenger RNA. The record is from RefSeq and is a predicted model, not a curated record. Lineage: Eukaryota; Viridiplantae; Streptophyta; Magnoliopsida; Lamiales; Lamiaceae.
AUGGAUGGUUCAAAAAUUAGAUGUCCAUGUGCAAAAUGUGAUAAUAACAAAUUUUUUUCUCCUGAUACGGUGAAAGAGCACCUUGUGAGAAGGGGGUUUACCCCAGAUUACUAUGAUUGGAGAUUUCAUUGCGAUGUAGAAGCGUCGUCCAGUUCAACACCGGCUGAAUCUAUGCAUUUCGAUCCAUCAUCGGAUCCAUACCAGCAUAUGGUAUACAAUGCGUGGGGACAGACAGCCAGUCACGAGCCUCAUCAUUUCCAAGCGCAACAUUCCGAACAAUAUGUCCUGCCUGCUUACAUGCCGGAAUCACCCACUAACGAGUCGCAGCAGUUCUAUAAUUUAUUAGAAGCGUCUCAGGCUGAUUUGUGGGCGGGUUGUGAUUAUUCUGAGUUGUCAACAAAUGCUCGACUGAUGACUAUGAAGUCUGAACAUCGAAUGUCUCAGCGAGCUAUUGACGAAUUGUGCCAAUUUAUGGAGGAACGCUUGCCGAAACCAAAUCGUAUGCCUAGUAGCUUUUAUAAGUGCAAGAAACAAAUGCAGACCUUAGAUAUGCCGGUUCUCAAGAUAGAUUGUUGCAAGAGAGGGUGCAUGAUCUACUGGAGGGAAGACGAGAACCGAACUGAAUGCAAAGUUUGUGGUCAGGCCAGAUUUAAGGGUAAUGGCACAAGUCCACUCAAACGGAUGUACUAUUUCCCUUUAGGCCCAAGGUUGAGGCGUUUGUAUGCAUCCGAAAUUACCGCUCAAUCCAUGCGAUGGCAUGCAGAGCACAUCCAGACUCCAGGAGAGAUGUCUCAUCCGGCAGAUUCUGUAGCCUGGAAAACCUUCGACAAGAUACAUCCUUUCUUUGCUUCUGAAUCAAGAAAUGUCAGGUUAGCACUUAGUACUGAUGGAUUUCAACCAUUUGGUCAGACCGGUUCGCAGUACUCAUUAUGGCCAGUGAUUUUAACUCCAUACAACUUGCCUCCAUUGAUGUGCAUGAAAGAUCCAUACAUGUUUCUCACAGUGAUUGUGCCCGGUCCGAAGAAUCCCAAGCAGAAUAUUGAUGUGUUUCUACAACCCCUGAUCGCAGAGCUCAACGAUUUAUGGACCGAAGGAAUCCCUGCAUAUGAUAUAUCAAGAAAACAGAACUUUCAGCUACGCGCAGCGUUGAUGUGGACUAUCAGUGACUUCCCUGCGUAUUCAAUGUUGUCAGGGUGGAGCACAUCUGGACACCGUGCGUGUCCAUAUUGUAUGGAGGACUCGCAAGCUUUCUCCUUGAAGCAUGGACGGAAAACCACUUGGUUUGAUUGCCACAGGAGGUUUCUCAACAGAAAUCAUCGAUUCCGCAGAGACAGAAAGAACUUUAGAAAGAACAUAACCGAGCAUUCUGGUCCUCCUCCAUUCUUAAAUGGAGAACAAAUACUUGAUCAUCUGGAACAAUUUGAAUUCAAGAGAGUAUUUGAUGAAGAUGCGGAAAUAAACUCUGAGUUGAGCAAGAUUUUUGGGUGGAAUAAACGAAGCAUAUUUUGGGAUCUUCCGUAUUGGAAAACAAAUGUGAUUCGCCACAAUUUGGAUGUCAUGCACAUAGAGAAGAAUAUUUUUGAUAAUAUUUUCAAUACCAUUAUGAAUGUAGAAGGCAAGACAAAAGACAAUGCUAAUGCAAGAAGGGAUUUGGAAUUGCUUGGUAUACGACCCGAGCUUUGGCCACGUGGCGGAAAAUAUCAUAAGGCUGAUUACACGCUUGACAAAGAAAGUAUGGAAUUAUUGCUCAAGUGGCUACACAGUUUGAAAUUUCCGGAUGGUUAUGUUUCCAAUCUAUCAAGGUGCAUUGAUAUGAAGAAACAUAAGUUGUUCGGCAUGAAAAGCCACGACUGUCAUGUGUUUAUGCAACGAUUAUUACCAAUCGGACUCCGUGAGUUACUUCCACACAGAGUAUGGGAACCUUUGACCGAGUUGAGCAAUUUCUUCAGAGAUCUUACGGCUACGGUGAUAAGGGAAAUUGAUAUGACAAAGUAUAAUGAGUCGAUUGCAGUUACUUUGUGCAAGCUUGAGAUGAUAUUUCCCCCGUCUUUCUUUGACUCCAUGGAGCAUCUUCCAAUCCACUUACCAUAUGAGGCGUUAAUCGCAGGUCCGGUGCAUUUUCGAUGGAUGUAUCCAUUUGAGCGGUACAUGCGCAAGUUGAAGUUAAAUGUCAAGAACAAAGCUGCAGUUGAAGCAUCUAUAUGUAAUGCCUAUUUGACUGAGGAAGCAUCACAUUUCUGCACUUAUUACUUCGAGUCACAUGUCCGUUGCCGAGGUAGAGAUGUUCCUCGUAAUGAUGAUGGCGGAGGUUCUAUCCACCCCAAAGAUAUGCUUCCAAUUUUCACAUAUGAUACGAGAUGUGUUGGGAAUGGACGAACACGAUUCUUGUCAGAAGUGGAAUACAAAGCGGCACAAACUUACAUAUUAGUUAAUACUCAGGAAGCAAAGGAAUUCGAGCUUAUGUUCAUUGCACAAUUGCGUGGGUGGCAUCCGGGAAUAACACCUCCUCAGAUAGAGCAACAAUUAGAAGAUCAUUAUGCAUCAUGGUUCAAAGAAUAUGGCCGUAAUAACUUGCCUCGUGAUAGUCAUCUAUACUAUCUGUCGCAAGGACCAUUAACUGAGGUUACAAGUUACAAUGUUUGUUUUGUCAAUGGAUAUAAAUUUCACACAGAUUCCUAUGGAAAGAGUAAAUCUACAGUCAAUAGUGGGGUAUGCAUCAGAGGGUCGAAUUACAGCUAUGAUGAGGAUGACUUCUACGGCAUUUUGAAAGAAAUUGUGGAAGUGGAAUAUCGGGCAUUACCAAUAAAGAAAGUUGUAUUGUUCAAUUGUGUAUGGUAUAAUCCGGCUCCAGCUCCACGCGGUGGUACAAUUGUUCAUCCAAAGUACAAAAUUGUUGAAGUGGAUAUUCAGAAGGAGUACCCAAAAUACGAUCCCUUCGUCUUAGCCAAACAAGCAUCACAAGUUUAUUUUGUACCUUUUCCGAGCAAGAAAAGAGACAAGGCGAACUGGCGGGCAGUAUUCAAAGUUCGAGCAAAGAAAUUUUAUGCUAGUUAUGCCACCACAAAAGAGAAAAAUGAAGAUGCUGCUUUUCAACAAGAUGAAGUAGAAGUUCAUGAAAUUUCUGAUGAUAAUGCAUAUGGUGGAAUGCAUGGAGGUGCAGUUGGGGCUGUUGCUGAGAGGGUUGCCAUUGCUUGUGCUAGAACAGUAGUUGGAGACGACAAAGAUCUCUUCCUUGGAGAACUUGGCCUCUCAUAUCUCUCUGCUGCUCCACAUAAUAGGGAUUUUGUGAUAAUAUUUACUUUUCAGAUUCUUGCUUUAUGUGAUGAAAUUGCUCUACUACAACAAAGAGCUAGGCCCAUAAUUAUUGAUCGUGGACUGCAUCUCUCAAAGAAAUCUGGUGUUUUCAGGGCCAAAGAAAUCCGGUGUUUUCAGAUUAUUCACUGCUUGUGUGAAACUGUAGUUAUUGCUGUGGUUUUUGUGAAUUUGGUCGAUUCCGUGUGA